Penicilliopsis zonata CBS 506.65 is the source of this 375-nucleotide messenger RNA. RefSeq lists its product as hypothetical. The record is from RefSeq and is a predicted model, not a curated record. The transcript has 2 exons. NCBI's taxonomy places the organism in Eukaryota, Fungi, Ascomycota, Eurotiomycetes, Eurotiales, Aspergillaceae. Bases 1 to 375 code for a protein of 124 amino acids. Gene Ontology annotation, molecular function: oxidoreductase activity.
AUGACCGUCCAGCUAUUAAUCUUCGCGGCGAGGAAGGAAGGCAUGUCCCUUGAAGCCUUUGACGAGCACUGGCGUAAUGGGCAUGCCACUGGAUUUCUCGCGCUGCCUAUCGUCAAGAAACACUGUUUGAAAUAUGAGCAGUACCACCAUAAAAACACCGAACGAGAACAAGCAGAAGUCUCCCUCGGUCUUGACCCCUCUGGAUGGGACGGCGUCGGCCUGGUCGAGUUCGAUUCGAUGGAGGGCGCGCAGGCUGUGUUCUCCGAUCAGGGUUUUCUCGACUUUGUCACGGCUGAAGUGCCUAUUUUCCUAGGCAAGAUGGAACGGGUGAUUCUCAUGAAUGAGCCGAGGGUCAUGUAUAAACGGGAUGAAUAG